This is a messenger RNA of Truncatella angustata, 755 nucleotides long. RefSeq lists its product as uncharacterized. NCBI's taxonomy places the organism in Eukaryota, Fungi, Ascomycota, Sordariomycetes, Amphisphaeriales, Sporocadaceae. The transcript has 2 exons. The record is from RefSeq and is a predicted model, not a curated record. Bases 93 to 521 code for a protein of 142 amino acids.
GUUUCUGUGAUUUGGCAGCUUUCGCAGAUUUGGCGAGUGCAUGGUCUCGUCAACUUUCAUGGUGUGAAGAGCGUACAACGAACUUUGAGCACAUGCCCACUAAAAUCUAUCUAUCAUGGACCUGUCCUCCGCAGUUAGUUUGGCUGGCACUGUUGUCUGACUCUGAUAGCCUCAAUGAGCUUGUGUCGGAUUGUUCAGAUCUCUCCGAUGAUUUACUUGACGUCUCAAAGGCCUUUCAGGCUAAGACACCCUCAAGGCGCGAGGCUUCCAAGGUGGUGCUGAAGCACUUCUGUGAGGCCGACGAGAUCGAGCACAUGCUAACUUGGUUGAGCGAACAGAGUGCCUUGCUUGAUCGGCGAGCUCAACAUGUCUACCUUUCUGAUAUCAGGCAAAAGCUUGACGUUCAAUGCAGAGUAUCACUUGAUAUCGAGAUUUCGACACAACUCAAGCAACUCUUCACGCUGUCCAAUGACAUAAUUACAACGCACGAGAGAGGAUUAUACGCGAGCGCCUCAGGCUGAGAGAAUCGAUGAUCACUACGAGCAAGGUCGCACUCACCUCCGAACACAUCAUCGAGUGGAAUUUGAGCCGGGCGAUGCAGUUACCGCAGAAUACCUUGAACAUUUAAGGCCGAGGCACGCCACAGCUUAGAAGUUUGGCAUAUGGUUCAAAGGGUGCCCAAUUCAGUCUCCCACGUACUUGGCAAGCCCGGCAGCACAAAGUCGAUACUGACGAAGCACCCUUUCGAGUCACGA